GAAAGCAGAACAUAGUGGAUUUCAGCUGACGUGAUAUAUGUGGCCCACACCUCAUAUUCCCAUGCAGGAAAUUCUAGCCCCGAAGGCAACUGUCAGUGACUGGGACCAGAAAGAAUGGCCAAAUGGGAUCUGGCCAUCGGCCUGAUCUUCUUAACACAGACUACCGUUGGACUCCUGGGCAAUUUCUCACUUCUUUGUCAUUAUAUCAUCCUUUCCUUCACUGAGUACAGGUGGAAGUCCACAGAUUUCAUUCAUAAGCACCUGAUUGUAGCCAACUUCUUAGCCCUAUUCUGCAAAGGAGUCCCCCAGACCGUGGCAGCAUUUGGGCGGAAACAUUUCCUCAGUGACAUUGGAUGCAAACUUCUUUCCCUUCUUCACAGAGUGGGGAGGGGAGUGUCCAUUGGUAGCAUCUGCAUCUUGAGCGUCUACCAGGCCGUCACCAUCAGCCCUGGGAACUCCAGGUGGGCAGAGCUUAAAGUUAAAGCGCCCAAAUACCUUUCCCCCUCUAUUUUCCUGUGUUGGGUCCUGCAAAUGCUGGUGAAUAUCAUUUUCCCUAUGUACUUAACGAGCACAUUGAGUGAUAAGAACAUCACAAACAAAAAGGAUUUUGGAUACUGUUCUUCAGUUCGUCAUGACAAAACUAGCGACUCACUGUAUGGACUGUUGUUAUCAUUCCCCGAUGUGUUAUGUCUGGGGCUCAUGCUCUGGGCCAGCAGCUCCAUGGUUUUCAUCCUGUACAGGCACAAGCAGCAGGUCCAACAUAUUCGAAGAACCAAUGCUUCUUCUGCAUCCUCCCCGGAGUCCAGAGCCACCAAAACCAUCCUUCUCCUGGUGAGCACCUUUGUCUAUUGUUACACCCUCUCCUCCAUUUUUCAAGUUGUUUUGAGUGUUUAUGAUAAUCCCAGCUUGAUAUUCGUAAGUGUCGCUGCAGCUGUGUCUGAGUGUUUCCCAUCUGUCAGUCCGUUUCUGCUCAUGAGCCACAACUCCAAGGUACCCAGGCUCUGGUUUGCCUGGAGAAGGAAUAUAAGAUCUCCUUGUCUUCAGAAAAACAUGUAG
Prionailurus viverrinus (fishing cat) is the source of this 1056-nucleotide messenger RNA. RefSeq names its product vomeronasal type-1 receptor 4-like. The transcript has a single exon. The record is from RefSeq and is a predicted model, not a curated record. Gene Ontology annotation, molecular function: pheromone receptor activity. NCBI's taxonomy places the organism in Eukaryota, Metazoa, Chordata, Mammalia, Carnivora, Felidae. Gene Ontology annotation, biological process: G protein-coupled receptor signaling pathway. Gene Ontology annotation, cellular component: membrane. Bases 115 to 1056 code for a protein of 313 amino acids.